AUGUCCAGCCCAGGCGUCCCCGAAACCAGCGUCCUAGCCAUAGCCAGUCAUGUAGCCUACGGCUACGUCGGAAACACAAUGGCGACAUUCGUCAUGCAAUCGCUGGGCUGCGAAGUCACCGCCAUCAACACCGUGCACUACAGCAACCACACAGGCUACAAGCAAUUCAAAGGCCGCAAAGCCACAGCCGACGAGAUCCUCGACCUGUACGCCGGCCUCGCGCAAUCAGGCCUCAACGACGCCUUCGACGUCCUGCUGAGCGGCUACAUACCCAGUGCCGAUGCCGUCGCUGCAGUCGGGAAGAUAGCACGGGAUCUGAGACUUCUCGGCGCGCGCCGGCCAGGUGGGUUCUUCUGGGUCCUCGACCCAGUCAUGGGCGACCAAGGCCGACUAUACGUCCCCAAAGCCUGCGUCCCAGCCUACAAAGCCCUCCUCCCCUCCGCAGACCUCAUCCUGCCCAACCAGUUCGAAGCUGAACUCCUCUCCGACACCAAGAUAACCGACCUGUCCUCUCUCGCGCGCGCCGUGCACGUUCUGCAUCGCGUGCAUGGCGUGCCGCAUGUAGUCAUUACGUCGUUGCGGCUUGAUCAUACCAGCACAUACAAAACCACAGACGCAGAACCCGGAGAAGAAAAAAAAGAAGAAGAAGAAGAAGAAGCACAACAACAAACCCUAACAAUCAUCGGCUCCACCUCCACGACCUCGCACAAACCCCGCCUCUUCCGCAUCGACGUGCCGGCAUACCCAAUCUUCUUCUCUGGCACGGGGGACAUGUUUGCCGCGCUUGCGGUGGCGCGACUGCGCGAGGCGGUUGCGGAGGCAGGCUUGUUGCGGGUGCGGAGCUGGAAGAGCGGGGAUGAGGUGCGGUCUGGGGAGGGAUUGCCGCUUGCGAGGGCGUGUGAGCGGGUUUGUGCUAGUAUGGGGGCGGUGUUGGGGAAGACUGCUGUUGGGGUGAGGGGGUGGGAGGGGAGGGAGGGGGAAAGGGGUGGUGGUGGUGGUGGGAAAGGGGAUGGGGAUAAUGGGGAGGGAGAGGGGGUGGAGAGGGCGAGGCAUUUGGCGAGGACGCGGGCGGCGGAGGUGAAGGUGGUGAGGAAUGUGGAGGAUUUGAGGGUGCCGCCGGGUGUGGAGAGGUUUCGGGCGAGGGCGGUGGAUGUUGAUGUUGAUUUCGAUGCUGAUGUGGGUGUUGGAGGAGGACAGGGGUAG
Molecule: messenger RNA, 1203 nt
Organism: Pseudovirgaria hyperparasitica
Lineage: Eukaryota; Fungi; Ascomycota; Dothideomycetes; Acrospermales; Acrospermaceae
Product: Ribokinase-like protein
Exons: 5
Coding region: 1-1203 (400 amino acids)
Biological process (GO): pyridoxal 5'-phosphate salvage
Cellular component (GO): cytosol
Molecular function (GO): pyridoxal kinase activity
Source: RefSeq, a predicted model, not a curated record